Molecule: messenger RNA, 1367 nt
Organism: Capsicum annuum
Lineage: Eukaryota; Viridiplantae; Streptophyta; Magnoliopsida; Solanales; Solanaceae
Product: cx9C motif-containing protein 4
Exons: 2
Coding region: 697-891 (64 amino acids)
Source: RefSeq, a predicted model, not a curated record
UAAUCUGUUCUUCUGGUGAUUUAUAACUGAACACAAACUCAAAAUAUAUAUUUUCCCGGAAAUAGUGUUCUCGAUUCCCCAAACAACUAAACACCAAUUUAAGGGGUCGUUUGGUAGAAGGGAUAAAAAUAAUUUAUCCCGAUAUUAAUUUAAAAGAGAAGCUUAUCCCAGAUUUGGUUAGAACAAAAUGCAUGGGAUAACUCAUCUCGAGAUUUGUCCUCCCGGAAUUGUAUUGUUUUUCUUAUUCUCCUUGAGAGUGGGAUAUCGUAAGCUAUUUCGAAAUUAAUAAUUCGAGAAUAACUCUUUUACCAAUUAAUCGACCCCAAAGUGUAUGAAUGGACAGGAAAAAAAAACAUGUUUCUAAAUGGAUUAAUUAUUAAUUUUUGUCUUUAGGCAUCAAUCUUCGGGAUUUAUGUUUGUUUAUACAAUUUAUAUCUCAGCAACCAAGAAAGCUACUUGUCUUGACGUCGGAAAUGAGAAAGACCGACAGAAAAUGGGCCAAAAGGGUAAAUGACACGAAGAAAUAGUGGGCCGUCCAAUUUGAUAACAAGCGGAGCCCCAAAUAGAGCCUUACAUAUCAUAUGAUGGCAGUCAUUGAAAAUUGAAACAAACAUCAAGAAUCUGAUACCCAUUAGUAUCUGCUUCCAUUUAGAAAAGUAGAUAGAAAACAACCCGGAAAGAGAAAAGGGGGAAGAAAUGGCACAAGCGAGUAAAGAGCCGUGUAAGAAACAGGCCUGCGAUAUUCAGGCUUGUCUUUCCAAGAACAAUUUCCUUCCUCAAAGGUGUGUAAAAGUGAUCGAAGCAUUGAAAUAUUGUUGUGAGCAAUGUGAAUACAAGUCAACACACUGUGCUUCUCUAUCUGGGUUGCUAAAGCAAAUACAGAAAAAAUAAAGUUUGAAGCCUACACUUGGCUUCAGACCUCAGAUAAUACAGUAUCUUGGUUGUUCUCCGUAGCAGAGGAGCCAAAGUGAGUUGCUUCUCAGAAUAUCCCAGAACCAAACAUCUUGUUACUUUUUGGACCUUCUUAAUGCAGUCAAGAAAGCUGGAUCACUGCCUAAGUGAUUAUUUUAGAGUUUAGUUUCGUUCGUGGAUGUGCAAGUCUCUUAAAAAAUCCGAUUGUAGAAGUUGAGAAUGACAUCUAUGGAUGUAUUUCAGUUGUAUGUCAUGGGUAACAUAGCUGCAAUUGAACUUCAUAAACCAGCCGCAUACUUUUACUUCAUUAGCAAAUAAAUAGUGGUGAUGACUAUAGCUUGUAUGAGAUAAACAGGGCAAGAUUUUUCAUUUGGGCAUCAUAUACUAUUUCAGAAUUUGUAAUACUGGAUUUCAUUUUUAGAAAUAUGGAAUUGGGAAAUAUUAUUUUUCAUGCA